CCUCAACGUAAGAAGGAUAUGGAGCAGUUGGAAUGGGUCCAGAGGAGGGCUACAAAGAUGACUGGAGGGCUGGAGCAGCUUCCAUACGAGGACAGGCUGAGAGAGUUGGGCUUGUGCAACCUGGAGAAGGGAAGGCUCCAAGGAGAUCUUAUAGCGACCUUCUGGUUAAAGUGAAGAUACCUUUUGGAAAUAAAUACCUCGAUGCUAUCUUUUCUGUCCCUGAGAAGAAAUCAACAUGUGGAGUGAUUCUUACCCAUGGAGCUGGAGGAGAUAUGAAUUUCCCCCACUUAGUGUCUUUGGCAGCUUAUCUUGCAUCCCAUGGAGUUCUGUGCCUGCGGUUUACUUGCAAAGGCCUUAAUAUUGCUUAUAGGACUAAGGCCUUCAAAGCAGUUGUGGAAUACUUAAAGCUUUCUGAUGAUUAUAAACUUUCGGGUGUCUUCCUUGCAGGCCGUUCCAUGGGCUCACGAGCUGCUGCCUCUGUGAUACGUCAGCUUAGCCAGGAUGAUGAUGAUGACUUCAUUCAAGGUCUAGUAUGUUUAUCGUACCCAUUGCAUCGACCAAAACUUCAGUCCAAGCUCCGAGAUGAAGAUUUAUUAUUUAUCAGGUGUCCAGUGCUGUUUGUCUCAGGUUCAGCAGAUGAGAUGUGUGAAAAACAAUUGCUAGAAGAUGUGGCAAGAAAAAUGAAAGCCCCUAAAAAAAUCCAUUGGAUUGAUAAAGCAAACCAUGGUAUGGCAGUCAAAGGAAGAACAACAGACGAUGUCAUGGAAGAAAUAAAUGCACAAGUUUUUUCUUGGCUUAGGGAGAAUAUUGAACUGGAGUAGAAGUUAUUUGCAGUGUUUAAGCCAUUUAGCUUUUCCUAAAUGUAGCAAAUUAGAGCUUGUUAUUUCUGACAUAUUUUUUUAAAACAUAUUUUUCAGAGGUCUGAGUGUAAAUGCAAACAGAACAUUUUUGUGUGAAUGAAAAAAAUUACGCGAAAUAAAGAACUUUUUAAAGGAAAGACAGGAAACUUACCAAAUAUUUAAUAAUGUGGCAGCAUUGUUUUCUAUGUUUCUAUGCAAAUAACUGUAUACAACACUUAGGGCUCUGCAUUAAAAAGUAAAUGCUUUUGACUGAUAUUUCAAGUAAUAUAGAAUUAUCGAAUAGUUUGGGUUGGAAGGGACCUUAAAAGAUCAUCCAGUUCCAACCCCUCUGCGUUGGGCAGGGACACUUCCCACUGGAUCAGGCUACUCAAAGCCUCAUCCAACCUGGCCUUGAAUACCUCCAGGGAUGGGGCAUCUACAGCUUCCCUGGGCAAUCUCUGCCAGGGCCUCACCACUCUCAUCGUGAAGAAAUUCCUCCUUAUGUCUAGUCUAAAUCUGGAAUACAUACAUAUACACACUGCACAGAAUCUAUUUGAAAGCAAAUUUUUAGAUGCAUUUAAUUUCUGAGUAUAUUACUGAUUUUAUACUUGUUUGAAAUGAAAAGCUACUGAUCUGUAGAAUUCCGUGAGCAUGGUUCCCGAGGCUGGCCAGGCUGGGUUGUGCUAUUCUGCUUUGAUGCUGUAUCCUGGACCUCUAUUAUACUUCAAAACCAGUGACUCAGGUAGUGGAAUCUUUCAUCAUUAUGGUGUCACCACCCCAAGGAGCCAGAUGCUCAGCACGUGCAGGGUUGGGAAAGAAGGAGGUAAUGCAGGCACUGUUGUACAUGACAAAGAACAUGGAUCAGUUCUGAAGUCACCCUUCAGCAACUUCUUUUGCCUAAGGGACUGAUGAUAGUGGCCCUUUGGAGGGAUGGGCGUGGAAGAAUAAAACCUCAUAAAAGACAAAUUAUGUUUAUACUGGCUGAGGAAGUCCUGGAGAAGGAAGCAGGUAUGACAUGUUGCAGUAGACUUCUGUCAGGAGGGCUCAGCAGAGGCAGGUGGGGGUCUGGGUGUCAUUACCCAUUGAACCUCAGGUCUUCAACUGCGCUUCAAUGCAGCAGAGUGGAUAAAACACACUUGUGUGCACUUGCAGCUGCAGACUUCCCUGUUAUGGGCUGUGAGUAACCUAUUGGUAUCACUAAAGGUUAUGGAAAUAUAUUAAUUGCUUUCAGCCAAGUCAUCAGCGUCAGCUGAAUGGUGAUUCCCCGAGAUGAAAUAGCUGGUUGGUCCUGUGAGAGUAUCUGGAUUUUGCUCCCUGAGAUGGUGGUCUCGUGCUCUCCAAAACCUGCGCUAAUCGUUCCGCAUCUUGAUGGCUUGCAGCUUGCUCCUGCAGGGUGACGAAUUGAGCGCCAACAGGCAGCUUUAACCUAGAGGUUGUUCCUGGGAGGUGUGUGUGACAGUGCAGAGCUGCUUCAAGGUAUGCCGAGUCAGCCCUGGUGAGCCAAGAGGAUUUCAGUGAUGUUGUGGUCAGGUACUUAGUUUUUUUAUACAAUACACCACCUAAGUAAAGCAAUCUGAUCUAUUUAAGACUCUAGGUUAGUAUAAUUAAAUUAUAACAUACAUUGUUUACCACACGAUCAAACAAUCUAUUCUUCUACUUGCUUUUACUACAGUAAAAAUAAUAGGCAGGUGAAAGUUAAAAAUCAGAUGCAAUUUUCUUCCUGUUGUUUUUCACAAGAAGCCUUAAGAAUGCUUGUAAUGUUCAAUAAGCAUAGCACUUGUAAUGUUCAAUAAGCAUUUAAAUGUUUGCAAAGAGAGUAACCAUGUGGUUUUUAAAUUGACUGUCUGUGUUGCAAAGAAAAAUCCUCAUUUUGCACUUGGAAACAUAGGCACCAACUAUAGAAUCUGAUGAAUUUAGACUUGACUUUAAAUCUACCUAUUUAUCAUUUUCAGAUGAUGUUGGUAAGCUCAGAAUGGUUGAAUUACUUCAUAUCAGUGGAAAGCAAGUAUUUUAAAAAUAGACCAGACUGCUUAAACAGUGAUGGGUUUAGUUUCAGUAAUCACUGCUCAAUGAUACUUAAUUCUUUUCACACUACCAAAGAGACCAAUGUUCACAGACAAAGCAUCUGUGAAAAAUCAUAUGGAACUUAAAACUUUGAUCUAAUAAAUAUUCUUGAAGUGUCCAACAGCACCAAGUUUCUCCUUCAUGUUAAAAAGAUAUGUUAUAGACCCACAUCAUUGUCUCUGAGAAUACAGAUUCUCUCAGAAGGUACAAAGUCAUGGUCUGAAAAAGA
This is a messenger RNA of Cuculus canorus (common cuckoo), 3132 nucleotides long. RefSeq names its product testis expressed 30 (gene TEX30). Lineage: Eukaryota; Metazoa; Chordata; Aves; Cuculiformes; Cuculidae. The transcript has 5 exons. The coding region runs from base 33 to 821 and encodes 262 amino acids. The record is from RefSeq and is a predicted model, not a curated record.